UUCAAAAGAGUAUGUUUAAUGUUUAUUACUUAUUCUCGAUUGGCCGAAUAAAUUUGCAAUCGCUAAAAGCUGACUGCCAUUUGAUAUUACUUAUUUAAUAUUUGUCAAUUUGUCAUUAACAUAGUUAAGAUAGAUGAAAGAGUGCUAAUCUCUAGAAUAAUCAAUUUGAAAAGGUUUUCGAUCACUAAACAUGUUAAAUUUGAAACGGUUUUCAAAAAUCUCAUCUGGUGUUAAACUUCAAUUUGGGCAACCUACUUUAGCUAAUAAAAAAACAUUGGGCUAUAGAUUUGUUCAUGCAGAUUCUUCGAGUUCUAGAAAAUCAAAUGUAGGAAAAUAUGCACUGGGAACGGUAAUAUUUGGAUUUAGUUCCAUUGUAGUUUAUGCAAAAUAUGAUUCAAAAUUUAGACAGUGGUUAAAAUCUAAUGUUUAUGGUUCAGAGGAAAUUUUAAAACUAUUAUUAUUUGAAGAUAAAAUCAUACAUGAUAUACCAAAUAAUGUAAAACCCAAUUUUAGACUAGAUCUUCCAACUAUUAAACAAGAUAUAAAUGUUACAAAACCAACAUCUUUAAAACUUGAAUCAAAAGAAUCACAAACAAUUUCCACAAAAACGGACAAACCAUCAGGAAUUAAUACUGAAAAAGAUAAAUCCAACAUUACAAAAAUAAGAAGUGAGGCAACUCUAUUAGUUAAUGAAGUUUCAAAUUCCUAUUCUGAAGCAUUAGAUGCAUUUAAAAAUUAUUAUGAACUAGUAAAUGGAAUUGUUAAUAAUGUUUCUAACAAACACAAUACUAUCAUUUUGAAAAAAUUACAAAAUGUCAGUUUGGAAAAGGAUGAACUUUGUCAAACUGCUAAAGUAAAUGCUCAAGAAGCUAGGAAGCGUUUAGAUCAAAUACAAUAUUCAUUGGAUGAUUCUAAAAAUAAUUUUACGAAUGAAGAAAAAGAAACUAUUAAAAACAAUAUUUUGAAAUUAAAAUUGGAUAUUAAGACUUUGGAAAAGAAUUUUGAAACUGACAAAGAUAACUUAUUACUUUUUAAUAAAUAUAAUGGACAAGUUAUGAAUAUUAGAAAACAAUUCUCAGAACAAUUACAAUCAUUAUUUCCUCAUGUUAGACUUGACGAUAAAAAUUUGAAGUUGACAGAUGCUGAAUUUAAAGUGUUUGUUGAUUAUAUAACUAAAAAAUUAAUGUUUUAUCAAAAUGAAUUGUUCAAACAAGAGAUAAUUGGUGAAGAACAAGUGAAUGAUGUUGUUCGUGCAUUAAAAAAUGGUAAUUCUGAAGCCAUCGAUAAAGUCUUAGGAUUUCAAGUAGAAAAAAAUCGUAGAAGGCACAUGAAUAAUUUUAUCAAUGAAAGCUAUGGAUCAAAGGCAAAUAAUGAAGCCAAGUUCAAGGAACAAUUGAGAUUUCAAACUGAAGUGCAUAUGGAUCACUUAAAAGAAGCUGCCAAUUUAGCUGAAAAAGAAGUUGAACGUCGUGUACGUUUAGAAUACUCUGAAAAAGCUGAAAUUGAGAAGCUUAAAUAUAAAGAACAAGUUUUAAGCAUGAUUGCUGUUAUGAAUGGCAUAAAUGAUGCAGUAAAAGAACAUUCAAAAAACCGAGAAAAACUAAAUGAAUCAUUUUAUUUAUGGAAAGCCUGUCAGUCAUUAUUUGUAGCGAUUGAUACUGAUCAAAAUGAUUCAAAACAUGAAUUAAUACCUUUAAAAGAUUUAGUAAAUAAUAUAAAAAAAUCAGGAGGUGAAAACCAUAAAAUAAUAAAAGAAUUGUUGGAUACAAUACCUGAAAGAGUGUUAACUCGAGGUGUUUAUACAGAAGAAACAUUAAAAGACAGAUUUCUUAAUGUUGAAGAUAAAGCUUUUCAUAUGGCUUUAGUACCAGAUACCAAUGUGAAACUAUUUGAUUUGGUAACAUCAUUUAUAUUUACAAUUUUCACCUUUAAAUCGCCUGUACCAAUUUCUGAAGAAGAAUUAAACAAUGCUCCUAUAAAUGUUAAUGAAUUAAAUAAUAUCGAUAUUCUCCAACGAGCCAGGUAUUGUAUAGAACGAGACAAUUAUUAUCAGGCUUUGCAGUAUAUGCAUUUAUUAAAGGGAGGUGCUAAAAAAAUAGCUGAUGAUUGGAUGAACGAAACUCGUGACUAUUUAGCAACACAGCAAGCUGCUCAAACUCUUUUAGCUUAUGCAUCAGAGAGUUUACGAUCUCAUGUAGACAUUAAUGAUCAUCAACAUAAUGUGACAUUUUCUAAUUGAAUACAUUUUUGUUUUUGUUCAUAGGAUUAUUGUUAGUUUGCAAUUUAUUUGUGAGCAGAAUCUAAUGCAAAAUGUUUAUUAAUUAAAUUAACAAAUUAUACAGCUAUAGUACAGCUAAUUUUGUAUUAUUAAUUC
Molecule: messenger RNA, 2374 nt
Organism: Melanaphis sacchari
Lineage: Eukaryota; Metazoa; Arthropoda; Insecta; Hemiptera; Aphididae
Product: MICOS complex subunit Mic60-like
Exons: 13
Coding region: 191-2239 (682 amino acids)
Biological process (GO): cristae formation
Cellular component (GO): MICOS complex
Source: RefSeq, a predicted model, not a curated record